Molecule: messenger RNA, 684 nt
Organism: Amoebophrya sp. A25
Lineage: Eukaryota; Dinophyceae; Syndiniales; Amoebophryaceae
Source: the annotation of a GenBank genome assembly
AGUGAAACUCGAUAUCGCGCAUAGUAGAUCUGGUGGUACUAAAAUGAUUUUUCUAAAGAUGCCAAAAAAUUGAACUUGCAGCUCUCAUCCUUAACCCUCUGCAUUUUCUCAUUGUCGACAACAACAUGAGCCGCCAUAAGUGGAGGACGCCCCAUGGCUCGAGAUUUCGGGAUUCCUUGCUGCAUGCUUCCUGCAGCAUGUUGUUCCUGAUAGCGGCUUCAUCGCAGACGUUACUCUUAUGACUGAACAUAGUCAUAGUCAACAUAGUCACAACAACGUAGUAGUCCUUGUCCUGGUCCACCAGCAUCACAACAAGGCAGUAGGACUUCAUGUAGUCCAAUGUCAUCAGUGAAUUGUUCCUAACACGAGGACUGAUGGUUCGCUACAACCGUGUAGAAGACGCUUCUUGAUAUUUCGUUCCUCUAAUCCUCACCCCAGCCAACGCCGCUCCCGUAGCAUUUGGCUUUGGCUCGUGUGCCAAGCAGGAACAUGAGAAUAAACCAUGGCGAACUAUCGAUCAAACUCUGAGCACGACUAGUGGAGGCAGUGAGAGUGAUAGCAAUCAUAUUAGCACGGAUGAUAGUAAUCAUAGCAAGCUUCCUUUCUUCUGGUUAGGCGAUGCCGCGUAUCAGAAGAAAUCCAACGAUAUAACUGCAGACCACCUCACGGAUCAGCAAAGCGGAC